This is a messenger RNA of Fusarium proliferatum ET1, 1185 nucleotides long. RefSeq lists its product as uncharacterized. Lineage: Eukaryota; Fungi; Ascomycota; Sordariomycetes; Hypocreales; Nectriaceae. The transcript has a single exon. The coding region runs from base 1 to 1185 and encodes 394 amino acids. The record is from RefSeq and is a predicted model, not a curated record.
AUGUCUGGUCAAACUCCCGCCUGGAAGAAAUUGGGCUUGAAGCUCAAGCAGCCUUCUGAUGCAUCUGAGCCCAGCUUUGGGCACCCAACCAGCAGUACAAGCACAAGCAUCCAGUCAAGUACAAAGAGAAAAUUCGACGCCCCGCCACCUUCCAAUUCCUCUCAGGUUGCUAAGCGACCACGUCAGGAUGAAGCCACAACAAGUUGGAAUGCACCGGGACAGUUAAAGAGGCAGAAGUCAGUCACCUUUGCCGAUUCACCAUCCAACAACCACUCUACCAGGACACCAUCAAGACCCAUUAAACAGAGCAAGGCCAAGAGCAAAGGCCCCGCAAAGAAGCCUCAACCCCAGGUCCCUACUGAUCUCAAGCCUGCGCUUGAAUACUUGAGGCUCUGGAAGACAGCUCGCGAUAGCUGGAAGUUCAACAAAAACCACCAAUCAAACCUCAUCAAGCACGUUUUCGAUGCCGAUGGAAUCCCCGCCUCUGACAUUGAAACCUUCUACGACUACAUCCAAGACUUGAAGGGCUUUGUCAGGAUGCGGCUGCUGGAGAAUGCUCGCGAGGUUAGGGAUCAGGACCAAUCGGAUGGAGCAAAGGUGUUCCCUGAGGGAACCAAAGACCUUGAGGCUACUCAAAAACGAUAUGAGGAGGUUCUUGCUAAAAUUCUUGAAAAUCACCCAGUGGGAACUAAGAGAAAGGGCUUCACCGAGGUCGAUUACCUCUCGGACUCAGAAGAGGAGGAUGUCAUCAUUCGCCGACUUGUGAAGCGCAUGAGAGCUGAACUUGUCAUUGACGAACUCUCCGAUGGCGAAGACACUGUGGCCAGCAUCGCAUCAUCACAGACCAUCACUGCAAGCGAUAACAACGUCACAUCAACUCCAGAUGCAGAGAAGACUGUGAAGAUCACCGACGGCGUUGCCGGAAAACGUCGACGAAAGCUCCGUGUGAAUGUCGAAGACAGCGAUUCCAGCAGUUCCGAGUCGGACUCGGACUCUGAUUCAGAUAGUAACUCCGAAACCAGCAGCAGCGGGAGCUCAUCAUCGUCUGAGGACGAAUCCGAGAAUGAGGCCCCGGCACGAGCUUAUCGACAGCCCGGCGAGGAAGAUUCAAGCGAUUCCUCGUCUUCCUCGGAUGAGUCGAGCUCUGACGACAGUUCGAGUGAGGAUGAAUCGGACUCUGAGUGA